This is a messenger RNA of Mugil cephalus (flathead mullet), 2410 nucleotides long. RefSeq names its product zinc finger and BTB domain containing 24 (gene zbtb24). The transcript has 7 exons. Gene Ontology annotation, biological process: regulation of transcription by RNA polymerase II. Gene Ontology annotation, molecular function: DNA-binding transcription factor activity, RNA polymerase II-specific; protein binding; RNA polymerase II cis-regulatory region sequence-specific DNA binding. NCBI's taxonomy places the organism in Eukaryota, Metazoa, Chordata, Actinopteri, Mugiliformes, Mugilidae. The record is from RefSeq and is a predicted model, not a curated record. Gene Ontology annotation, cellular component: nucleus. Bases 175 to 2271 code for a protein of 698 amino acids.
GUCGGGGCUGAACUUCUCAGCGAGCACCGUGACCGAGCAGAAGGGAAGAGCCUCGGCGAUGCAGACGGCGGUGGAGAGCCCGAUCACACCAGCCCCCACCACGGCAACCCUGACGGCCUUCAUCCCGCCGCGUCUCAAUCUUGAGAAACACAUGUGGUUGUUUUUAAGAGGAGGAUGUCUCAGAAAGCAGCGGCUUCCUCACUCAUGGCCCUUCAGUCCGAGUCGCAUAAGCGCAGCAUCCUGAGCAAAUUCGACCAGCUCAGGAAAAUGGACCUGCUGUGCGACAUCACUCUCUCUGCGGAGGAUGUGCACUUCAAGGCGCACAAAGCCCUGCUGGCGGCGAGCAGCGACUACUUCUCCCUCAUGUUCACGGCAGAAGGUCAGAUCAACCAGUCGACCUAUCGGCUGGAGGGCAUGGCGGCGAAGAUGGUCUCCAAGGUGCUGGAUUUCAUCUACAGCGCGCAGGUGUCUGUGGAGGAGAGCGCCACGGAGCAGCUCCUGGCCACGGCUCGCCUCAUGAAGGUCAGCGACCUCGUUAAAGCGCUCGCCGAACUCUCGGGCUCCGCGGCGGGCGCUGAAGCGGACAAAUCUGAAGUGACAGAUCUGCUGAAACGCAAAAGAGGAAGGCCGAAGAAAAUUGUGUGCGCGCCUGCAGCAGAGCCGGGGGGGAGAGGUGCGCCGUGCGAGGGCUCAGAGGACGGGCCGGCUGGACGUGACGUAGAACCUGAGUCACAAUCUAAAGACGACGCAGAUUAUAAUCCACGGCAGAGCCGGCAAAGCAAACGCAAAAUCAGGCCCCCGGUGAAAUACAAAGGCUACAAGGUGGGCGGAGACGCUGCAGGAAGCGACAAGCCGUUGAAGAGAGGCAGGAAGAGGAAAUACCCCAACACAGAGGCUCGAUGUGACGACUGUGGAAAAGUGUUUAAAAAUCACCUGUUUUUAAAGAUUCACCAAAGGACUCAUACAGGAGAGAAACCGUUCCACUGCCGGAGCUGUGGGAAGAGUUUCACCCAGAAGCACACUCUACUGACUCACCAGCGCAUGCACACUGGAGAAAAGCCGUUUGUUUGCACCGUCUGCGCCAAAGCGCUUUCCACCAAACACUCGCUGCAAGAGCACAUGAACCUCCAUCAAGAAAAUAAAUCCUUUACCUGCGAUAAGUGUGAAAAGACGUUCUCCCAGAAGAGGCAGCUGAAAAGCCACUACAGAGUUCACAUGGAAGGUAAAUCGUUACCAGAAUGUGCCGAGUGUCAUCACACGUUCAUGGACGCGGCGCAACUGAAGAAGCACCUGAGAACUCACACGGGUGAGAAGCCGUUCACGUGUGAGAUUUGUGGAAAACGUUUUACAGCCAAGAGCACGCUGCAGACUCACAUACGCAUCCACAGAGGCGAGAAGCCAUACGUCUGCAACAUCUGCAACAAGUCGUUCUCAGACCCGAGCGCGAGGAGACGACACGUUGCGUCUCACUCGGGGAAGAAACCUUUCACCUGCCCCUCCUGCAGCCUUUCAUUCACACGCCUGGACAAUCUGAAGACGCACACCAAGUCCCACACCAAGGAGAGGGCUGCCACCACCACGGAGGCCUUAUCGGAUGGAGCGGCAGCGGCCGCGCCGGGGGAGGAGGUGCGCAACCUCCUGCAGCUGCAGCAGUACCACAUGCCGCCCAGCUCCGAGCAGGAGAUCCAGCUGGUGGUGACGGGGGACGUGGACAACAUCAACUUUGUGCCGGGUCAGGACCAGCACAUCAGCCUCAUCACGGCAGAGGGAGAGGCGGCGCAGUCGGCCCACUCCAGGCUCACCCUCCUCACCCAGCCGUCGGGUCACAUGCAGAACGUGGCCCUGGUCACUCAGGGAGACGUGGUGGACCAGACCCCUCAGAUUCACACCAUCAGCAUGCUGGAGGGCCAGAUGACGCACCAGCCCGAGCAGAUGCACGUCAUCACCCUGAGCAAGGAGGCGAUGGAGCACCUGCAGACCCACCACGGGCCCCCGCAGCCCCUGCACAUAGCGCAGAGGCCCGUGCAGCAGCUGCAGGUGAUGCACCAGCCCAUCCAGCAGCUGGCGGUGGCCCAGGAGAGCUCGCAGGGGCAGGCGGGCAGGGAGCAGCACGGCCAGGGCAUCCACAUCAGCGGCCAGAGCGGCCAGCCCAUCUCCAUCAGCCAGACCAGCGAGCAGAUCUCCAGCCACCACAUCCAGGGACAGACGUUUCAGAUCCAGGCGGGAACCGUGUCCUACCUGUACACCACGGGGCUGCCGCAGGAAGGCUGAGUGACCGCGGGGGAACUAAUAUCAGCGUCAUAUCCGGAGUGAGUAGUUUAAAAGAAAACAUAGAAGGCAAGCUACGUUUUUUUUUUUUACAGAGACUUUUGAAAUUCUGCAGAAUUUGUGCAGAAAUUGAAACUUUUCG